GGCGCUGCGUCGCGGUUGCUCCGGCGGCGGCUCGAGGCUCGAGGCUCGAGGCUCGACGAGAGCAGCGCGCUUCCCUUCCGGAGCUACCGGCCACCUCGCCACCGAGCGAGCGAGCAAGCGAGCAAGCGAGCCUGCCAGCGAACGAGUGAGCUAGCUAGCUAAAGACCGACCGAUAUCGCACCGCGGCCAGCGGCUCAGUCGCGAGUCGCCAACCGAGCGGGUACGCCAGACGGUAGAACGCGUCUUCUCUAUCACCGUCUCCCGACGACGCGCACACGAUCUACCCCGUUAAACACGCGGACAACUCGCACUCUUUCUACUCCGAUUCAGCCGCUUCUUGCUUUGCGGUUCGAUGAUCCCCGAGGAGGAUCAUCUUCUCGUCGCACCACGAUCGUUUUAGUUCGGUAUAGUCGGUACGGGAACAUGCUGCACGAGGUACACGCUCGAGAUUCAACGAGUGGAUAGUUUGUUGUGCGUAGGCGAUGAGGAGACGCGAUCGGAAGCAAGGCGGACCGUGAAAUUUUGAGAUAUCGUGGUAAACAGAGAAGCUCGAACCGGCUUCCGGGUGAUCUUGCUCGGUCAUCAGGGUCGUUUUUAUCUCACCGAGCGGAUACUCGGAAGGCUUUUCAGAGGGGCUGAAGGAGAGAAAUGAAGGAGCCGCGAGAAACCGGUCGACACGUCGAAACGUCGCAACCCUGACGAAGAUCGUCGUCGAUCGAGCAGGUAAAGUAGCGGAUUCAAACGCGUCCACGGGAGGCUGUGCUGGCGAGCUGUCACGAGGAAGGAGCCACACCGUGACGCAUGCGACGUGCCGUCUAUCGCGAGAGCUGUGCGUCGUGGAAAACAUCUGCGCGACCGGUGAAGCUUUUAACUCGUGCACCUCCCCUCUCUGACGUAUUGCGAACGGAACCAGCGUGGUCCUUGCGUGUCCGUGAUCCGCGACGAACUCGAGCGAGUAAAAAAAGCUCGCCUCCAGAAGUGUCGAGACCGAUACAAGUUAACAGGCUGAAGGAUUAUCGCGGACGAUGCUCGAGGAUCGUUUGAAAAUCGCUGAGGAAUCGCUCGAGGCCGCUUUGGAGGCAGCGCGCAGAACGUGAAAGAGAACGUUUCAUCGCGGACUGUGAUCAUCGAGACGCAACGUUUUCGGAGCUGGUGCAGCCGAAAGUAGAACCGGGGUGCAGUCUGGUUCGCUUCCGGGAAAGAUAAACAACGAUGACCCGGUAGACAGAGAUUAAUCGUCGAAGAGACGAGGAGCACAGGUUCCGCCAACUUCUUCUCGGAAGCCAUCCAUCGAUCACUCGAGCAAGAAUUUCCCGUAUUAAUUAAAACAUCGUAUCGUGUCUCGUCUGUUACCGUGAAGAAGAAGAGAAGAUGUUCACGAGUGAUAUACCAGGAUACGAUUCGUUUCGCGGGUGAACGAACGAUAAGUGUCUUCUCUUUGGCAGUCAUUCUCUUCUCGACGAUGUAGCGGGGGCUCGAAUGAUUCUCGAGGAUACUCUGGAGUAGGGGUUGGAACGAGCCUCUUAAUAGGAUAGGAUAGGAGAGGAGAGGAGAGAAGGAAGAACAGGUGGAGGAUCUUGGAUCUGAUAGCGAUCUGGACGUGAAUGUGUACGCGGAGAGAAGGAAACGAGCACGAGACGCAAUCGGUAUCGAUGAUGGUGGAAGGCACGUUGCCAGCAGGCGAUUGGCUGCCUUGGUGCUCGUGUUCCUUUGCUACGAGCUGCUGUUCGUAAUACCCGCGAGUCAAGUGGCACGUAAACAAAACGACAAACAAAAAGGAAUGCCGUGGUACAAUGACGGACUUGGUGGUCGUGCUCGAUCUUAGGAUCGGUGUGUCGUUGUCGACGACAUGCUCCUCGUCGUCGUCGUCGACGUCGUCGACGCGUUGCUGGUGGAAACGUAGUCGGUGUACAAGCAUCAGCUAAUAGAAGAUCCGUUCGAAUGGCGACAGAACUCGAGUACGAUCGGCUACGAUAAAAAGGACUUUACUCUCGCUCGCGAUUCGUCGAACGGAAGUUCCUCUGCCGAGGGAAUCCGGGACUCGAGUCUGAGCUGGAUCGCUUACGAGGCAUUCGAGAGAGGAAUUGAACGAGAGCGUGGCUAGCGUGAAACGUACGAAAGUAAACAAAAUAUAGAGGAUAUAUCGUAAUAGGAACGAAAGCAGGGUAUAAACACAGAGCUCUGUUCUUGUCGCGUUCCAAGUCGAACGCGCAGAUUUUAGAGACAGAAUAAAAAUAAGAGUAAGAAGGUGAAGGCGAAGGGGAAGGCGAAAACGAAGGCGAAGGCGAAGGCGAAGGUGAAGACGAAAACGAAAAGGAAGGGAAGGGUGGUGUUGAAAAAAAUAUUCCACCGUCGAGCAUGGCCUCGGUGGCAGCGUGGCUGCCGUUCGCCCGUGCGGCGGCGAUCGGUUGGGUACCGAUCGCCACACAUCCACUGCCACCUCCACCGAUACCGAAGGAUCGUCGCAAAGCCGACGACGAGAAGCUGCUGAUCAACGUGAGCGGCCGUCGGUUCGAGACUUGGCGGAACACCCUCGAGAAGUAUCCGGACACUCUUCUCGGUUCGAACGAGCGCGAGUUCUUUUACGACGAGGAGAGCAAGGAGUACUUCUUCGACCGUGAUCCAGACAUCUUUCGUCACAUAUUGAACUACUAUAGAACCGGUAAGCUUCAUUAUCCGAAGCACGAAUGCCUGACGAGCUACGACGAGGAAUUGGCGUUCUUCGGUAUACUACCGGACGUGAUCGGUGAUUGUUGCUACGAGGAUUACCGCGAUCGUAAACGCGAGAACGCCGAACGGCUGAUGGACGACAAGCUUAGCGAAAACGGUGAUCAAAAUCUUCAACAGCUGCUGGAUAUCAGGCAAAAGAUGUGGAGGGCAUUCCAAAAUCCUCACAUCUCGACAGCGGCGUUGGUAUUCUAUUAUGUGACCGGUUUCUUCAUCGCCGUUAGCGUGCUGGCGAACGUGGUCGAGACCGUGCCGUGCGGUAAUCGUCCGGGACGCGCCGGUACGCUUUCAUGCGGCGAACGUUACAAGAUCGUCUUCUUCUGCUUGGACACCGCCUGCGUGAUGAUAUUCACCGCUGAAUAUCUGUUGAGGCUGUUCGCGGCGCCUAGCCGGUGCAAAUUCGCUCGGUCCGUAAUGUCGAUCAUCGACGUGGUCGCAAUAUUACCGUAUUACAUCGGUCUCGGUAUCACCGACAACGACGACGUAUCCGGUGCAUUCGUUACGUUGCGCGUCUUCCGUGUGUUCCGGAUCUUCAAGUUCUCCAGACACUCGCAGGGACUCAGGAUUCUUGGUUACACCUUGAAAUCAUGCGCCUCGGAGCUCGGCUUUCUCGUAUUCUCACUGGCAAUGGCCAUCAUCAUAUUCGCAACCGUCAUGUUCUACGCGGAGAAGAACGUCGACGGAACGAACUUCACCUCGAUCCCUGCCGCUUUCUGGUACACCAUCGUUACGAUGACGACUUUGGGGUACGGUGACAUGGUUCCGAAAACGAUCGCGGGAAAAAUCGUUGGGGGUGUAUGCUCUCUCAGCGGUGUCCUUGUGAUCGCUUUACCGGUGCCUGUUAUCGUCAGUAAUUUCAGUCGAAUAUAUCAUCAGAAUCAGCGAGCUGAUAAGCGGAAGGCGCAGAGGAAAGCCAGAUUGGCACGUAUCAGGAUCGCUAAAGCUUCGAGCGGAGCAGCGUUCGUGAGCAAAAAGAAAGCGGCUGAAGCCCGAUUGGCCGCACAGGAGAGCGGACUUCAGCUGGACGACUCUUACAAGGAGGAGGAUAUCUUCGAGUUACAGCAUCAUCAUCUACUUCGUUGUUUAGAGAAGACUACGGAUCGCGAGUUUGUGGAGAUGGAGGUGCCGUACAACGGUGCCCCGAAGAGGCCGGGCUCACCGUCGCCGUUGACCUCCCCUGCGCACAGCACUGCCUCGAGGGGCGGCCUGCUGCACGCCUGCUGCGGCCGCUGCUAUCCCCAACGUUACCAGCAGGCGUACAGUCAGUACAUCCCAGCGACAAGGGCCCAAGUAACGGGUGCCCAAGGGGGACAGACUGGGGCUGCGAUGGACGGGACUUACCUCGUCGAGGCCUCGUUCUGAACGGCCUAAAUCUUUCUUAGCCAGUCUAGACUUAAACCACGCCCAAAACCUACAGAAUCCCAAAUGUAAAUGAAUCGAGAUCGAGAUAGAGCAGACCGAUGUAGAACAAAGUAAUUAACAGAGACCAGAUUUACGGAGAUGUUAUCUCUCUCACGUUUCGAGAAGGAAAGGUAACACGAGAUGCGUAUUACAGACAAAUUUCAUGUCGAUCGGACACACUAAAAACACUCGGACGAGAUGAAUACAAUGAAAAAAAAAAAAAAAUAAAUAAACAAAUAAAUAAAAAGUGUAGAAAAGGAUAAGGAAGAAACAAAAACACUGAGCCAGGAAUGUUAACGACACAGUCGUAACGAGAACAAAAUAAAAAAAAAUAUAUAUGUACAUAAUAUAAGCAUCAAAAUUGACACAAGACAUACACAGUGUAAAGUACACGCUUCUAAAUCAAUGAAAUUCUUCUAUUUCCUCAUUUCCGUGCCAUCCGUUCAUCGACGACCGCCGUGAUCCACAUGGGAACCGGACCUACUGAUGACAUCGCAUCACUCCGACCGAUCAUCAUCAUCAUCGUCGCUGGUCAUCAAACUAACGUCCCUGUCUCAUCCUACCCGCUGCGAAUCAACACCCUCUUUUUCUUGGCAUCUUCUUCUCUGUUCAUCCGUUCGUUCUUCUAUCAUGGAAAUAAAAACAAAACAAAACAAAACAACAAAAAAAAAAAAACAAAUAAAAAUGACAAAUGGAAACAACUGGGGGAAAAAAAUGGAACACAAACAUCGAAUAAACGACUCGUCCACGUGAAACCAUGCGAAAUUCAUAAUGAACCCCCGAUGUGGAUUUCUCUCUCUAUCUCUCGCCCGCUCUCUCUUCUUUUUGCCCAUUUUUUGCACGCUUGGACGACGUUCGAACAAACAACGUUCACACGAUAACGAAUAUACACGCUAACGAUGGAACCAAUUGAAAAAAAAAUAAAAAAAUAAAAACGAAAUACAAAUCUAUGGUGUACGAAUGACGAACGAAAUGUCGUAUUGAAAAUAAUAAAAAAUAUAUGAUAUAUGUGUAUAUAUGUAUAUUGAAUCGCGGCGCUUCAAAACAAUGGCCCGCUGAAAAUCACGUCCAA
Messenger RNA from Osmia bicornis bicornis, 5200 nucleotides. It is a transcript of the gene Shal, whose product is annotated as potassium voltage-gated channel protein Shal. Gene Ontology annotation, cellular component: voltage-gated potassium channel complex; membrane. The transcript is spliced from 5 exons. Gene Ontology annotation, molecular function: A-type (transient outward) potassium channel activity; protein binding. The coding region runs from base 2359 to 4089 and encodes 576 amino acids. The record is from RefSeq and is a predicted model, not a curated record. Gene Ontology annotation, biological process: protein homooligomerization; potassium ion transmembrane transport. NCBI's taxonomy places the organism in Eukaryota, Metazoa, Arthropoda, Insecta, Hymenoptera, Megachilidae.